Molecule: messenger RNA, 3501 nt
Organism: Caenorhabditis remanei
Lineage: Eukaryota; Metazoa; Nematoda; Chromadorea; Rhabditida; Rhabditidae
Exons: 17
Coding region: 1-3501 (1166 amino acids)
Source: RefSeq, a predicted model, not a curated record
AUGUCAGAGCGUUUGCGUGAAAGGCUGGGUUUGUUAUCCGAGGAGUUUGAUGGAAGUCUUCGAUCUUCAUCUCCAUCAGGUAGUCGUUCUCCACGUAGAAUGAGCAGAUCACCUCGACCUCAUGGCUCUCAUGAGCCAGCAAUAGGCGUGACUAGACCAUUCGUACGACAAUCACAUCCGGAAAUCGCAGCAUGGCCUGCACCACCAUCAGCUCACCAAUUGAGUUGCCUUUCUGGGAAUGUGAGAACACCAGUUGGAGGACCAGCACCGCCGUCGCCAGUGUUAAGAAGACAGCCAAGUGGACCAAUCUCGCCUUCACCAAUAUCUCCAGUUAGCCAACAUUCACGUGCAAGUUCUAGACAUGACAUUGACAACACUUCUCUAUUCUCAGUUCUGAAAUUAUCACAUGUUGGUAGGGAAUCAUCAAGGAACUCAACUAGGAAUAAUUCACCUCAACCAGCCGGCCGUGAAACCGAGCUGAAACGAAAGAUACAAACGUUGGAAGAGACUGUUGCGGAAUAUGAGAGACAAAAAUACAACGUUAUGGGAACAUUCAGUGAAUAUAGAGAAAGAGUUGCUGAACGAGAGCGAAAACUAGAAGCAGAAUAUUCUGGAAAAAUAAUAGCGUUGUCAGAAGAGGUGUUAGGUGCCAAGAAGGAUUUUGAAGCAAGAAUGAAAAGUUUUCAAGCUCUUCAAGAUAAAUUUGAACGAGAAAAAGAACAAGCAUUGGAGAAGUUGCGGAAGGAACAUCAGAAAGAGAUUCAAGUACUAGAGCAGCGAUUCUCAGACACCCAACUGCUGAAUCUUGAACAGAAGUACAUUCUGGAAAUUCAGCGACUAGAAGAGGAACGAAAAUCUCUGCGAUCUGAAAAAGAGCGUCUCGGGGAAACCUUUGAAAUGAAAUUGAGAAGAGCCCAGUCCCUGUAUGAAACCGAGUUAACCGCUGCCAAAAUGCUUUACACAAAAGAGCUGGAAGCUUUGAGAGAUCACGAAGAAGCACUGAAAGAAGAAUUGUUGGCAAGACAAGAUGAAUUCCAUGACCGACUCCAAGAAUUACAACUACAAUCAAAGCGUAGUCGUGAAGAUUUAAAUUCCUGCAAAAAUGAAGUGACUGCGUUGGAAAAGAAACUUCAGAACAAGGAGAAAGAAGUACAAGCUCUCACGAAAGAAUUGGAUCAAGUGAAAACUGAAACCAAUGAGAACAUCCGACGUCUCACUGCUGUUACUUCAGAAUUCACAGAAUGCAAACAGAAAUUCCAGCAACAAGAGGAAGAGCUGAGGAGAAAAGCAAGGUUGCUCACUGUAGUUGAGGCUGCGAAGGAGAAAUUGGAAUCAGUGAUUUCUGAUUUGCAAAUCGAAGUUAGAGCGCUGAAGAAUAAAGUGGAAUUCUUGGAAACCGAACGUAGAAAUCUUCAAAGUCAAAGUGAAAGUCAGACUCAACUUCAAUCCUCUCAAGUGAAUGCAUUGGAAGCUGUUCUUGACAGUGUUACAAAAGAAAAAGAGAACACAAAGGAACACUACGAGAGUCUUCUUAUGAAGGAACGUCAGCAGGCAGAAAUCAGAGAACAUGCAAUGAAGAAAGAAUUCAGUUGCAAGUUGAAUGAGUUGGAAGAGCAAUACACGAGUCUGAAAGAAGAGCUUGAAGAGUCUGCACGUCUUGACAAAGACGAACUUCGUGAAUCUUCUCAAAUUGAAAUUCAAGCUUUGAGAACGGAGAAAAGUAUUCUUGCUGCAGAAAUUAGAGUGUUGACUCAAAAGAUUGAAGAUGAAGAGCAAGAUGACAUCACAGAACAGCUCGCUAAGAUUGUGGAAGACACUUCGCAACUUACUCGAACACUUGAAGAGUACAGAGAGAGGAUCACGGGAAAAGACGCUGAAAUCAUGACACUCCGUAAACAGCUGGAGAAGGAAAUCACUCACACUGAAGAUAGGAACCGAUUGUUGCAUGAAAACACUCAGAAAGAACUCGAUGAGCACAAGGAGACUCAUUCUGAAACUGUUCGUGUUCUGAAUGCCGAGAUCGACCAAUUUAAGAGCGCAUUUGAGAACGAAAAGGAAUACGGAAAAGAGAAAUCACUGAAGAUUAAAGAAUUGGAAGCACUGAACAACUCUUUAUCCAAAGAACUUGAAAAGACAAAGGAGGAAGCUGCUGCCUUAGAAUCUUCGGCAUCUGGGAAUGAGGAACUACAAACUGAGCUUGAAUCCAAGAACAAGAACAUUGAAGACUUGGAAGUGAAGAUUGCUGAACUCAACGAGAAAAUUGCUACACAAGCAUCUAUUACGAGUGAUGAAUUUGAGAAGACCAUUGCUGAUCUUGAAAAUGAAAAUAGUUCAAAAACAGAACAAAUAGAAAAACUUCAUUUGAGAGUGACCGAUAUGCUAGAACAAAUGGGAAAUAUCAAGGAAGAACUAGUGAAGAAGAAUGAGGAAAUCAAAUCAAUCAGUGCCAGAACAGCUCAACUCGUGGAAGCAAAUUCUACACAAGUCAACGAGACAGAAACGAAACUAGCGACUGCUUCUGAAGAACACAACGAAGCAUUGAAAAAGUUCCAGGAGACACUUGUUGAGAAGGAAAAAGAAGUUUCCAGCAAAUCGGAAAGAAUUGAUGAAUUAGAAACAUGUUUGAAAGAACGUGAAGUAGAGUUAUCAGACAUGAGAUCAAAACUCGACGAACUGACCCAACAACUUAACGAAGAAACGACAGUGGUACUUUUUGACAACUCGAUUCAAGAAAAGAUAAACGAAAAAGAAGUGAAAAUCACUGAAAUGAAUGAGCAACUUGAAUCGAAAGACUCUGAAAUUGCAAAACUUCACGAAGAAAUGUAUAUCCAGAAUAGAAAAGCAGAAAAGAAGAAUGAAGAGAAAGAUCGUCUUCUCCGACAAUUGAGAAUGGAAAAAGAGCAGUUGGAGGCGGAAAAAGCUGAACAAUCUCGCAUUGAGGCUGAAGUUGGAAAUGUUUUUCAAGCUGAAAACGAGUCUAAAUGGAAAGAAAGAGUGGAUGACUUAGAAAAUGCUCUUGAGCGCAAAAACGAAUUGAUCCAACAACUCCAAGAACGACUCACUGAUGAAUCUACUUCAGAGCCUCAAAUCAAGAAGAGAAUGAGUAUCACAUCCCAUGGUGUCUUUCAAAACUUUGUAAGCCAAAUGAAAGACAAAAGAGAAGAAGCCAGCGAGAAGAAGGUUCGAAAGGAAGCUGAGAAGAAAGCAGAGAAGGAGAAAGAAAAGGCUGAGAAGGCAGCUAAAGAAGCAGCCAAGGAAUUGGCCCGUGAAAAAUCACCUGCUCGAGCCAAGUCUCCAUCGAUCCUCAACAGAUUCCGAGACCGUAGUCCAGCAAAGUCAAAUACAGAUAAUCUUGAAACAACACCAUCUUCCUCAAGCAGAAAUCUUCUUUCGCCAUUUGAUGCUGAGAAACGUAUGGAACGAAGUUCUCCUUCUCGACCACUUUUCAGCAAGACUAAGAAAGAUGGAUCUUCUGAGAAACGACCUGCAUGGAAAUUCUAA